Molecule: messenger RNA, 1626 nt
Organism: Sinocyclocheilus anshuiensis
Lineage: Eukaryota; Metazoa; Chordata; Actinopteri; Cypriniformes; Cyprinidae
Gene: trarg1a
Product: trafficking regulator of GLUT4 (SLC2A4) 1a
Exons: 3
Coding region: 482-1003 (173 amino acids)
Cellular component (GO): membrane
Source: RefSeq, a predicted model, not a curated record
UCCUUUUUAAUUUUCACACAAGAAAACUGAUUUUUUUUUCCUACGCCUUUUAAGACGUUUUGGGUAGCCUAAUGUUGCUGUGCUGUGGAAAUGCUGAAGUCCAGAUGAGUCGCGUCUCUGUGGUUUAGUUGAGUGUGUGGGCAGAGGAGAUUGUCCUCCGAUCUGGAUUGAACUGAGCGGAACUGAAUCCAUUAAACACGAUCACACAGAGAGGAUGACCAUAUCGACAUGGGAGGAUAAAGUCACAACGCCUCUUUGACUUGUUUUAAUUAGUUAAAAAAAACUGCGAGGAAAAAAAUCUGGACAUAUUUUUUCUACGUUGAAAGUCACAAUAACCGUAUGAAUACAAUCAAACGCGUCAUUCGAAGUUGAAAAAUCGUAAACAAUGGGAAAUUAGCCUCGUCUGACAACUUUGAUAAUAUUUCUUAUCCACCAAAAGGUUUUUUUUUUCUUUCAGAAACAUUAACUUUGGAUUUCCACAAUGGCAAUAAACACAGAUACGGAGUUUGCGAAAUCGAAUCUGGGGGAGAGCGGCGGAACGCAACCAGCCGAGACCGAGAAACUCCUCGUGACCACCGAGCCCACCGGGGUGAAGACCUCCAGCUCCUUCACGGUCAGUGUCGGGAGUGACAAGGCUCUCGACGGGGACCAGAACGGCCACAGUCUGCCGCUGAGAUCCGGAUCAGCGGGGCAGCUCGGGUCGGCUCCUCUCUCCCCGUCCAGAGUGAGCCUGAGCCGCACUUCAUCGACCGGUAAUGCCGCCCAAGAGCAGCAGAAACCCAAAGACUACCUCAUACUGGUCAUUUUGUCCUGCUUUUGUCCCGUGUGGCCACUAAGCAUCGUUGCAUUGGUCUAUUCAAUUAUGUCCAGAAACAGUCUACAGCAGGGGGACAUGGAUGGGGCAAGACGCCUGGGACGCUUGGCUCGCCUGCUUAGCAUUGUGGCCAUCAUCGUGGGCCUCCUUAGCAUCAUAAUCUAUGUGGUGGUUGCAGUAACUGGAUAGAGGGCAUAGUAAGGACGAGAAACCCAUCUACAACACUACUGCAAACAAAAUAAAAACCUCACCCAUGAUGUAAUUAAAAUAAGAUCUCUCUCUUAACAAUAAUGCCACAGAAGUUAAGAUAAAAAGAAACGAGGACUGUAGCAAUUAAAUAAGAUAGCUAAAAUGCAUGCAGUAGGUUAGCAUGCUCAGUGAAAAAAAAUCCCAUAUGUUAAAAAGAACGGUGAUGGCCUGAGGAUGACACAAAGGACAAGGGGACUUUUUUUUCAAAGAUGGGUGUUUGAAAACACGGCUACGCCCGGCAAGCUGCAUUUUAACCUUAUAUUACUCCUGGUUGAUCUUGCAUUUGAAAAUUAUGCACAGAAAUAUUUGCAACAUAACUACUGAUGUAUGUUUUAUAAAAAGAUUUAUAAGUGGAGUUUAAGAGGCGGGAAUGAACUAGGGAUGACAAGACUGUAAGAAAUGGUAAUUGGGGUUGGAGAUUUCAUUUUUAUUGAUUUUGUAUGUUUUGAUUAUUAAAAAAUGACCAAAAUGACCACAUGCAUGCCUGAUCCUGUAUGUGAAUAACUGUCAGCAUUUUUCAUUACUAUGUUUUUUAUCUGUAAGAGUAGAGGGUAUUUAAAGAU